Thamnophis elegans (Western terrestrial garter snake) is the source of this 5679-nucleotide messenger RNA. RefSeq names its product transmembrane protein 229B (gene TMEM229B). The record is from RefSeq and is a predicted model, not a curated record. The transcript is spliced from 4 exons. NCBI's taxonomy places the organism in Eukaryota, Metazoa, Chordata, Lepidosauria, Squamata, Natricidae. The coding region runs from base 1776 to 2402 and encodes 208 amino acids.
UAAUUGUAAAGCUACAUUUACAAAAUCUUGCAAGUCUGAAAGUACAGUUCUUCUGCCCUCUCCCUUAUGGCCUGAGAAACUAGGGAGGGUACCUUUUGAAUUUCUUGACCUACGAACUUUCCAGGUACAGGAUAUGUUGUUUCUUAUCUGACUAUUCCCUAGGGAGCAUCUCUUCACCCUGUCUCCUAAGGUCUUUCCCACAUAUCAUUAUAGAUCACGGGUGUCAAACUCGCUACAUCACGUUGCUGUCACGUGACUUUUCUCCAGUUGCAGAGAUGGGGUGGGUGUGGCCUGUGCAUGACGCAUCCGGCCCACGGCCCCACCAGUAUGACACCCUUGUUAUAGAUGGAUGCUGAACCUCUUUGCUUCCACCCUGAAAAUCUGCCAAUUCUGGGUUGCCUUGGGGCUCCUGUUGGUUGAGGGGACUUGUAUUCAGCCAAUUCAAUCCCUACUGCAUAGAAGCUACUGGGGUGCUGAUUCCCCCAGAGACACAGUAUUAGACCUGUAAAUAUUCUAGAGUCUUUCUUUGAGAUUGUAGCUAUAAAAAUUGAAUAAAUAGAUAAAUAUUCCUGAUAUUCUUAAAGUAGAAACCAAAUGAUUUUGCACUUCUUCUUGUGGUGGCUCAGGGAGCCAAGAGGGGACUUCCCAUCUCCCACCCCCAUAACAGGUGCAGGUAAUGAGCAGUCAGGUCUAUUUCAACUACAAACCUAGGCCAGGUGGAGAAGGAAGGUCUGCUUUUCUUCCACUUUACCUCCUACAGCAGGGGUCCCCAAACUUGGCAACUUUAAGACUUAAGAGAUGAGUCUAAAAGUUGCCAAGUUUGAAGACCUCUGUUCUACAGCCACCUUGGAUCUAGCCUUAACUGUGAUCUUUGAUCUUCCAUCAAGGGACAUUUUUGAAAUGUUGAUUUUGAAAUCAAGGAGCUACCAAGGGGAAAAAAAACCACAAACCUGUCAACGUUGGCAGCCACGCUAAUGUAUAUAAGCAGGAAGCAAACCCUACAUUCACUAACACUGGUGGCGUUAAUCAAUGGGGUAAUGAAAGGUCUGCAAGCAUAUAACCCAGCUCAAAGGAGCACCACAGUUCGGCCCUGAGCGACAGAUAUUCCCUUCCAACCGACACAUCUCUUGACCUCAAGGAGUCACGGGGGACCCGGGGCCUGGGCCAACUGCCGAAGAAAACACACGGGCUGCGCGCAAAUUGCCAGGAGGUAAAUUAUUCAAACCAGGAAGGGAACACAGCCAACCAAGGACCUGGACGGAGUAACUCUUCACUUGCUACGGCUCCUCAGUCCAGAGCGCGGAGCACGCAGGCGGGCUGAGAGGGAAGGCAACGUCGGGGAUGGGGGUCUGCGGCAGCGCAGGGAUGGCGGAACCGAGUUGAGGGAGUCGGCCUGGCCUUCCCUCCCGCCCUUUGACUUCCCCUCCGCCCAGCCUGCGCCUCCAGGGCGCAGCAGCGAAAGGGUUAAGCGAUCGAAGGGCUGCGGGCGAGGGAGGCGGCCGGCUGUCAGGAAGGAGCAUGUGCAGUUUGCAUUGCAACUGCAUCCACGCUAUGGGUCCUCUUCAUUGGCACAGUUGAUCUUCGCGGCGCAAGAGCGGCUACAAAAGGAACAGCUGCCGGCUCGGAUCCAUCCAUGGAGUUGAGGCGGAUGAAGCGCUGGUGAGCGGAUCCCAGCCGAGGCGCUGCGGUGAGCAGGCACCUGCGCCGGCCGGCCCGCCUUGUGUCCCGCUGCCCAGCGUCACCCGGGAAUUGUUUGUGGCCAGACAUGCCCAUGUAUGUGGAGGAAUCUCGGCAGUCUUCUUUCUUUAGUAAACUUCAAACAAAAUGAAACAGCCAUGUGGUUCAAUGAACGGGAGAAACCCAGCAAAAUGAGUUCCUGCUGGGGACUGUGUGGCAGGAUGGCAGCUGCAGAACCUUUGACUGCUUUCUCCCGUUGGUACCUAUAUGCCAUUCAUGGCUACUUCUGCGAGGUGAUGUUCACAGCUGCUUGGGAGUUUGUAGUCAACUUUAACUGGAAGUUCCCAGGUGUCACCAGUGUAUGGGCACUCUUCAUCUAUGGGACAUCCAUCCUCAUUGUAGAAAAGAUGUAUCUGUACCUGAAGGAUAAGUGUAACAUACUAGUGCGCUGCCUGAUUUACACUCUAUGGACGUAUCUUUGGGAGUUCACAACUGGCUUCAUUCUGCGCCAGUUUAAUGCCUGCCCAUGGGACUAUUCACAGUUUGACUUGAACUUCAUGGGCCUCAUAACCCUGGAGUAUGCCAUCCCAUGGUUCUGUGCAGCAUUUAUCAUGGAACAGCUAGUCAUCAGGAACACCCUGCGUUUGCGUUUUGAUGAGAAUGCUGAACCAGGUGUACCCACGUCUGUUGCAACCUUGGCCAAUGGUCAUGUGAAAACUAACUGAAUUGUACUUUAGACUACACUAAGACUAAGCAAUCUCUCCUGCCCCUUCAUUAGAGACUUGGGAUGAUGGCCUCAACAGCAAAACUCCUGUUUCCUUUAUGAUAAACAAACCUCCUUGGUUUGGAGGUAUGCAUGAAAAAGUGGAAUCAGUAGGUUUUCUAUGAAUUUUAUUCUCUUUCUCUCUCUUGGUUCCUUUUUUUAAAAAAAACUGCAAGUAUCAUUGUCAACUACCUGUUGACUAGAUAGUUUGAUUUAUAACUUACUCAGAAAACAGUUCUGUGAUCAGUACUUUAUUCUAUCUGGGUUAGAAAAAACAAAAGGCUGGCCCAAAUUGUUCAAAUAACAUUAGUAGGCACAGAUCUCCCCAGUUGACUUAGUGAUUGGCUUAUAUUUCAUUCAGGUGCUUGCUUGCAACCAAUACCUCCCAUGGGACCUGAGAUGCUGCAGAGUCAAGGAAAAACCAAUUCCUAUUGAAAAAGCCCAACAAAAUGGCAGACUACUAUGGAGAUAGAACUUGCCCUGUUGUGUGCUUUUCUUAAAGCUUUUUUAAGUUGCACCACAGUGUAUAUUAUUAUGGUGCUGGACAUCCUGCUGACUUUCUAUAAAAUUAUUACUUUUUGAAUCACCCAUUCUGACGCUCACUAGAGAGUUUGUUUGCCACUCUCAUGUACCUAUUUUUUAAAUAAAGAACUAUUUUGCUGGAUAAAGUCAAUCAUUGCUGUACAACCUGCAUUAUAGAUAUGUAGGCAAAAGUAGGAGAAAAAUGGCUAAAAGUCAUCCCUACCUCCUCCUCCUCCUUCUCCUCACACUUUCUGGUGGAACUCAACAGGAGGGCUGAUUCUUGCUAACUUUCAUUGUGACUGUUUACACAUCAUCCAAAUCUUCUCUGGCUUCCUCUAUGGGGAAUUUUCUAGUCUCAGAAAUCCAAGUGUCUAAAAAAUGGACUACUGACAUCACAUUGAAAUCUUUCUUUGAUGCCUGGAUUCAUUGGGAGUUGGAAUCCUGCAGGACAGACUCUUGAAAGGCCCGUGGUCAAAUCUUUUUUGUAUUGAUCUUCUCAGCGCUGGUGUUCUCAAUGUACAAAUGGCACAAUUAGCAGUGCGGCAGUAUCUCUUUAUAAAGCUAUUUAUGAGCAACUGUUGAUGGUAUAUCACUGUUGGCUGGGGAGGAAUUUUGAAGGAUCAGCCUUCAAGAUGGUCCAAGUGAGUGGAAAAAAUAACCCAAAAGGGCUGCAGAUAUUCUGAAGUCUGGGACCAAAGUGAGUGUCCCAAGAGAAAUAUGGGAUAGACAGGGGCGGUUAAAGAAGAAAUAGCCACAAACAAGAAGGGAUUCUUUCUGCAGCCAGCAAAAGAAUCUGUUCUUUAGGUGCAUAGAAUGAAAGAGAAAUUUAAAAAAGGGAAGGAAGUCACUUGAACUAAAUACAUCCAAUAGCUUUAAGAAGAUAUGCUAUCACUAGGCUUCUUGGACCAGGAAGAAGUCCAGAUAUCAUUUGCAUAGAAUGGAGUACACUGAGACAGAAUUGCACCAGCAAUGGAAUGGGCUUGUACUUUUGUGGUGGCAACACUUCUUUUAUUUAAAAUGAGGCUGUCUUCUUGUUUGGUAAACAACUGUUAAUUUUUAACUACCUGGCAGUUAUUGUAUUUCGGAUCUCCUUGCCUGAUAGGUUAGGACCACCGUUUGAGGAACUCUCUGCCCCCAGUUUCCACUGCCAGGGAACUCUGGGAUUUCUACUUGUAACCCACCUGAUGGCAAUAGAUUUGGUAAGGUUGAGUUCUGUUCUAGGAACAACAAAAUGGGCAAGCUGCUACCCUGAGUAAAAGUUGUGUGGUCUUGAUUAAGAACGAAGCUAAUAUUAACUUGAUUGAUAUAUUCAGAGUGUGAUUAUUUUAUUUCUUUACAUUUCCCCACAGACCUGAUAUCCAUUGCUGGUAGUGGAUGAACAGGAAUAUUAGCAGUGGAAGUAUUCCCAGGUCUACCCUACUGUAUUUAUUCUCCUGACACAUUUAACAGGAUUAAACUUUGUAAUUUAUAUAUACACCUUCUUAUAAUUCUUCCUUUUUUAUUUUUAUUCGCUUUUGAUCGAAACUAUGUUUCAGGGAAAGGAGGGACCAUGAAGAGGAGAAACCUCUAUUAUUAGCCCUGUAACAAAGGCUAUCUAUACUAAAAAAAAAAAAUAAGAAGGUGGAGUGAAUCAUAUUUGUUUUACACCUGGCAGGAAAUGGGCUACAUUUGCACUUUCUGUAACCAUCAUCUGUGACGCCUUGGAAAAGGCUAAAGACCUUCAGUCUUGCCAUUACUUGAAGAUAUGAAUUCUUGGUUCACUUGAACUCCUUGAAAUCAUGCUACAGGGGUUAGUAAAUUGAUGAGAAUGAUGUUAUCCAUUCAGUCGUGUCUGUCUCUUGCAUUACAAAUGCACUAAAUGAAGGUUAAAGGUAGUAAAAUUACUGACUACAAAGGAGUUGGAUUUUUUGCUGGUAAUACCAUUUCCUUGCAUUUGACGAUGCUGUAAUAUAAUUCCAUAUUCUUUAGGGAUUAGAGACUAUAAUCUGAUUCUAAAUGACCUGAUGUUUCAGAGUGGGUGAAUAAUUAUGACAUUCUGCAAACCUGUUGCAUUUUCCUCUGUCACAUCAGCACCUUCUAAAACUUACUUUAUGUCAUUUUCUUUGUGCACAAGUGUAUCCAUGCACAAACACAGAAAAUCUGUAUGCCAGAAACGAGGCUGAGCUAUAAUUAUUAAUAUUGUUGGUGCAGAAAUCUUGAACCUGGUGUGUUUGAGAUGCAUUGGACAAAUCCCCAGGCAGUAUGUCUGGAGGCACCAGGUCAGGGAAUAUUCAACAUCCAUCAGAUAAUUCAUUGAUUGGGUAAAUUUCCUUUAAUUCAAUGCCAAAUUCUCUCCAGGUUAUACUAUUAGCCAGACUGUGCAAAUCUUAUUUCUGGUCUGGAGAAAAUCAACUUACUGUCAGCCAGAGAUUUUUCAUUUUUUAUUUUAUUUGUUACUUUUCUUUUUUUCUCAAUUCAAAUGGAUGUGAGGGUGGUGGGAAAAGAACUACUGAUGUUUUAUUACUGAAUUAUAGAUGGCAGUUAUAUUAUUGAUAAUAAUCGCCAAAAAGCAGUGGAGGAUGCACUGGCAUCUGAAAUGCAUAAUAAUGAAAUAACGCACUUAAAUUUUUGCUUGUAUGCGUAUCCUCCUCCAUAAAUUAAAAUUGCCUGUUUAAAUUCACCAGCAAUAAAAAAAAACUUGUGGUUUGUUCAUUUUGCCCUCUGUCACUUAUAAAAUG